This is a messenger RNA of Trichogramma pretiosum, 1323 nucleotides long. RefSeq lists its product as uncharacterized. Gene Ontology annotation, biological process: sensory perception of smell; detection of chemical stimulus involved in sensory perception of smell. Gene Ontology annotation, cellular component: plasma membrane. Lineage: Eukaryota; Metazoa; Arthropoda; Insecta; Hymenoptera; Trichogrammatidae. Gene Ontology annotation, molecular function: odorant binding; olfactory receptor activity. The transcript is spliced from 7 exons. The record is from RefSeq and is a predicted model, not a curated record. The coding region runs from base 445 to 1323 and encodes 292 amino acids.
UCGCUUUUUUGCUUUGCCGUUACUUUAGUUUAUCGCUAUGAUUCAAAUAAAUCGAAAGCGGCAAAAUGCCAUGGGACUAUUCGAGACCAAACAAUGGAAAAUCACGAUCAGAUUACAGAAAGUCACUGGCCUUUAUUGCUUUCAAAGUCAUCGAAAAAAUGUCAUCUGCUGGCUUAAUAUUUUUUUAUUCACUUUGUCGUUCAUGAUUGCUAUGGGAGUUAGACUUGUCAUGGAAAUCGGUGUUCAUAACGAAAUCGUCAUCGAGAACAUGUUGGGGGAAUCGUACAUGCUGAUUAUUUUAUCAAAAUUAGCAAUGAGCAUUCUGAAAAGGAAAUCAGUAAUUCAAUGUUAAAUUUAAUUUUUUUACGUAGCUGUCAUAAAAAAAAAUCAAAUUCUUGAUUGCAGUUCAAAAGUAUUUACACAAAGAUCGAAGAUCACUGGAGUAUGAUGAAAGACGCCGAGGAGCUCGUUAUCAUGUCCAAAAACAUGAAUCAAGGCCAUCGAAUCGUAAAAAUUUACUCGCUGUACUGUAUCGUUGGUAUGGGAUGUUUCAUCGCUAUGCCGAUAGCCUAUCCAUUGCUAGAUUACGUGAUACCGAUGGAAAAUAUAACCCGAACCAUGCGCGAGCCCGUCUACGUCGAGUACGGCAUCGACAUUGAGAAGUAUUACUUCCCUCUGAUGACCCAGGGCGUUUUCGGCGGUCUUGUCUGCGUCUCGCUUUUCGUGGCGUUCGAUGUGAGCUACAUGAUGCUGACGAAUUACGUGAUUGGCCUGUUCACUUUGGCCAAACAUCGUUUAAGGAAGAUUAAUAGACUGAUAUGGGUAAUGCAGCAGCGCAAUGUCAACACGAAGAAGUCAAAUUGGCCUAUUCCUUAUAUCGUGCAGGCCAUCGAAACUCAUCAGCUUGCCGUGGCUUAUGCCAACGACUUAGAAGCCAAGUACAAUAAAGCGUGGUUUGCACCUCUCCUUAUUAACAUAACCAGUAUCGGAGGUUGCUUCGCUAUCCUAACGGUAAAGGAUACCCUAGAAGAAAUUUUUCGGUACUUCGCGAUGCUCUGUGGUGCCUUCAGUCACUUUUAUUUCAUCUUUUUACCGGGACAAUUGAUCAUCAACGCUAGCGAAGAAGUUUUCCAUGCCUGUUAUGCGGUUAAUUGGUACAAUUUGUCUGUCAAAUCUAAAUAUUUGUUAAAAAUUAUCAUGAUCAGGAGUUUGAGGGCCUCAUAUUUGACAGGAGGUAAAAUGUUUUCACUUUCCAUGGAGACCUACUGCAGUAUGCUCAAGACCAGCUUUUCGCUCAUCGCUAUCUUGAAGAGAUUGAUGUAA